UGCUUGGUGCUGCGUAGGGUUGAAGAGAGUUCAGGCUUGAGGUCGCCGACUGUUGAAUCCUUGGGCCUGAGAGCGUCACUUUCUGUCUGUCCAUCAGGAGAACAUGGAGGGGAGUAAAGUCUUCAUGAUGUUGUGCCUGCUGAUGCUGUUCGUGUUGUCUGAAUCGUCCAAGAGCUCUGAAGAUGUGCGAUGCAAGUGCAUCUGUCCUCCGUACAGGAACUUGACUGGCCACAUUUACCACAAAAACGUCUCCCAGAAAGACUGUAAUUGUCUGCAUGUUGUGGAGCCUAUGCCAGUGUCCGAUCGGGAUGUGGAGGCUUACUGUCUGCUGUGUGAGUGUAAAUAUGAAGAAAGAAGCACCACUACAAUCAAGGUGACAAUCAUCAUUUACCUUACUGUUGUUGGAGCGCUACUAGUGUAUAUGGCAUUCCUGAUGAUCGUGGAUCCACUUAUCCGAAAGUCGGAUUCAUACAUUCAGCCUCUGCACAAUGAGGAAGACACUGAGGACACACGUCCAUUUGCUCCAUCCCAUGGACAAGCUCGUGCCAACACUGUUCUUGAGAGAGUGGAGGGAGCCCAGCAAAGAUGGAAGCGUCAAGUACAGGAGCAGCGCAAAACUGUCUUUGACCGGCACAAAAUGCUCAGCUAAACGUCACUACUUUCAACUCUCUGUGGUUCAGGCCUAGUCAUGUUUUUGCUUUGAAGCAUGGAAGUUGGUUUGAAAUCUAAAAACUUGAUGCUGUCUCCCAGCUUUAUUUUAACCAGCCCGGUUAAGUGUAUCACACAUCAAUGUGAAGUAUUAAACAGUUUGCGUGGUAUUCCCUUUGAGGAUAUAUCUGUGUAAAGUGAAUUUCUAAUGUCCUCUUUAAGUAUGGCUCCCUAAUUAAAUGUUCAAAAGAUUAAAAUUCUGCACGUGUAAGGAAGCCUCAGCAGCAAGAUAUAUAUUAGAGCUCCAUUGCCAAAACAUGAUCCAAGCUCUGCCUGCUUUGUCUGAUAAAGGGAUGUGGUGCGAGACGCAGUCCCCUCCUCUGAUGUGAAUUAAGGUACUGCCUAUAGUCUUGUGCCCCAUUCACAUUAUAACUAAAGGGGAGUUGCUUGCUCAUAUCCCCAAGGUGCCUCGAGAUUGCAGUUCAGAAUAUUCAAGUAUAGGGAAGGAAGGCCUGAGAGACAGCAGUAAGUGUUCAGAUUUUUUUCUUUAGCUUUCAUUGUCACUCCCUGUGUGUGUGUGUGUGUGUGUGUGUGUGUGUGUGUGUGUCGCUGUCUCGCCCUUCCCCCCCCC
This is a messenger RNA of Stegostoma tigrinum, 1279 nucleotides long. It is a transcript of the gene tmem9, whose product is annotated as transmembrane protein 9. NCBI's taxonomy places the organism in Eukaryota, Metazoa, Chordata, Chondrichthyes, Orectolobiformes, Stegostomatidae. The transcript has 5 exons. The coding region runs from base 104 to 649 and encodes 181 amino acids. Gene Ontology annotation, cellular component: lysosomal membrane. The record is from RefSeq and is a predicted model, not a curated record.